Effrenium voratum is the source of this 918-nucleotide messenger RNA. The record is from the annotation of a GenBank genome assembly. NCBI's taxonomy places the organism in Eukaryota, Dinophyceae, Suessiales, Symbiodiniaceae.
AGAAGCCUUUGCUCAAGCCGUAGAACCAUCACGCCUUGUUCUAUCCCGCUCCUUCGCACCGUCGCGAUGAAUCAGCAGCAGCAACAGCAGCCGGAGGUCGCGCCCAAGGUGAAUGCCUUCCGCAGCUUUUGCAUCCAGAUGGUGGACCAGCUUUGCAUCGAGUACGAGCGAGAGGUGAGCCAGAUGAGCAAGGACAUCCUCCUCUACCGCGGCGAGCUUGCGCGCUGUGCGGACCUGCUCGCCUUCCAGUUGGGUAAGGAGAAGGAAUACCACAACAUGCUGGAAAACAUUUGCGGGAACAGCUCCAUGCUGGUGGGCAAGGCUGCUGAGGUGGGGCAGAAGCACGGUGCCCACGAGGCCACGAAGCAGCAGAUGCACCAGCUCCUGGAGGAAAUGUUCACAGGUGGCAAGGGGGCGCUGGCCGACAGCUUCGGCAGCCUGGACGAGCACCGGCAGCUGGCGGAGAAGCACCUCAUGAGCUCCGCGGAGCUGCAGAACCAAAACGCUGCCAUCGCCAAGGAGCUGGACAACAUCUUGCAGACCCUGAACGUGCCGCCAGUAUCCUAUCGCGAAGCGCCAGUGAUGAUGGGACCCUCACAGAUGAACGGGCCGACCAAUGCGGGCCCGCCCCGCUAUGGCGGCAUGAACGGUGGGAUGAAUGGCGGCAUGGGUGGCCCAAUGGGUGGGAUGAAUUCCUCAAUGAAUAUGUCGGCCAACCCGAACGGGCCAGGCCGCUUCAGCCCUCCAAAUGUGCCUUCGAACCCCGGCUCUCCGCAGUACUCCCCAGGUGGCCGUUCUGGCCCUGGAACGCCGACCAACUUCGGGGGUCGCCGGGGGCCGGGGCAAAUGGCUUGAGUCAAUUGGCCUCGCUUGGGUUGGACCCGGGGCACUGGGCUGGGUGUUUGAAGAGCGGGGCCU